GUUCUCGCGGUAGACGACCAGGGACUGGGGAACUGGCAGGAACAGCAGCGGCAACUCUUACGAGCGGGGACUCCGCACAUGUCUUCAGUUUUAGUUUCGGUGUGGCGAUAGUCGCUGCCAGCGCGACCGACAACCCCGCGGCAAGAGUGCACCAGUCGAAAGAAUAAGAACAAGAAGAAGAACCUCCGCAGCUGCAUUCUUCGCCGGUUCCGCGUCACCUACGAUCAUACCUAAAACGGAGAAAUAAACCGGAAACUCGAAAUCAUCCGAAACGGCUGAUCCGUCAAAAUCCCACCCCUCCGUCGCGCGAUUCGGAAUUUUUUUCAAAAUUUUCAAGUGACGCGUGUAAAUGAAAUAGGAAAAACGUGAAAAUUCAAAUAACGUUCACGAACCGCGGGCUAAGGGGAUAAAAAAUGGCGGGCUCCGAUAAAUAAAGUCGACAUUUGAACUUCCAAAUUUCGUAAAUCCGUUUCAACCAAUCUCGUCAAAAAUGUAGGGCUAAGAAUCUACAGUGCGACGAUGUGCGGAUACAAGAAUAUGACGACCGAUCGGUGAAAAAUAAACUGAGAAAAAUAAAGAAUCCCUUCAGCUGACACCGUUUUUACGAGGCGUUACUAGUCCGUUUGAAGAACGAGUAGAGAUAUUUAAAACUCCCUUCCAGAAAAAAAGGGGAAGAAUAUGUGCGCGCUUGGACCGCAAUAAAAGUGAAGGGUGAACGGAGCCACGGUAUCCCGUGUCGGCUUAUUCGUUAUAAUCAAAAGAUUUUUUCGAGUUGAAAAGCGCGUAACUGUACGUGUAACGUGUCUUUUUAUGCAGCGUGUACGUAGUUCCCUGAAGGGUGAUAAUAAUGAACUGCAUGUGUGUCGUUAGAAUAGACUGAAGUAGGAAACAAAAAAAGAAAAAAGAAAAAAAGGAAGAAAGGGUCUCAGGUUUGGUAACCUGACUACGCGAUGGACCUUUGGCAGUUCGUUUCGACGCACAAUUCGAAGAAUUUCAGAAGACACGAGGCACAAAAAAUAUUUUCAUGCAAACAAAGUGUUACCGGUAAAAAUUCGGACGAGUGGGAAAAGAUCGUACCAGCCGACACACGGAGGAUGCGCGUUUGAAAAUCUGCAGCUAAUGUCAACGAAGUGAGAAGGGGAGCGGAGCGGAAGAGGACGAGGACGAGAGGGGUGAAGCCGACAUUUCCAUGGAAAUAAAUAGGCGUGAAAGUUGAAUAAAAUUCGAUUCUGGAUCAGAGUUGGAAGUUUCAUUUAGCCCGAGCUAGAUACACAAGGAACUAAAUAAACGAGAACGUAUAGUUGCUUUAGCGACCCACGCGGCGUUCUGCGAAUCGCGUUUAUAGAUCGGUGGCAACAACUGCGCGGACCAGGUGGUCGUUUAAAUUCACAAUCGGAAUCGACGAUUCCCUGAUAGAUAUUCAAGUUUAAACAAAUUUAAAGUGUUCAUCGGGACUUUUUUUUUUUUGUGAAUUUCAAAUCAUACCGUCACAGUAUUCCACACAACCGACGACGAAAUAUAAAUAAGUCGCCGUACGAGAUAUACAUAUAUAUCGAUGUGUCAAUGCUCAAGGUGUUCGAAUCUAAAUAUACCAUCGAAUCAACAGGAUAUCUUUUGUGCAGUGUUUCAUUUCACUUAUCUCUUUUCCCCCCCAAACGAGACAGAUGAAGUACGAGACAGUGAUAACGUUGUACAAAUCGGUGAAAAUGUCAUUCGGUGAAUCGCUCCUCAUCGGUAUCAUAUUUGCCUCAUUUUUGCUACGCGAAAGGACGACAGUCGGAGCCGACGAUGUCCUGGAUUUUCAAAACAAACUACCUGCCAAAGUGAUUUGGGCUGUGGAAGGCGACGAUGUCGAAUUACCAUGCGAUGUGACGCCUCCUCGACCCACGGAUUCCGUGAGCAUGGUACUUUGGUUCAAGGACACCGCAGGAAUUCCCAUAUACAGUUUAGACGCGAGGGGUGGUGUUCUGAAUAAAUCGGUUCACGCGGCCCUGGUUAAUGACUCGGGGAAAAAAAGCUUCUUCCUUGUCGGUGAUGGUCACCAUAGAGCGAGGUUGAAAAUCACAAAUGUCACCUUCAACGACCAGGGGGUCUUUCGAUGCAGAGUAGACUUCGCGAAUAGCCCCACGAGGAACUUCAGGGUCAAUCUCACCCUCGUCGAACAGCCAACCAAACCGGUUAUUUACGACGCUCAAGGUCGCGAAGUCACCGGCGUCGGAGGUCCGUUCCUCGAAGGGUACGAUCUCUUCCUCUCGUGUCAAGUGGCCGGAGGUAAACCGAAGCCAACGGUAACUUGGUGGAGAGACGGUCAAUUAUUGGACGGGGUGGUGGACUCUCCGGUGAUCCAUGGAGUACCUGGAAAAUUCACGGUCAACCAAUUGUUCGUCGGAAUUGUUACGAGGGCUUUAUGGGGGGCAAAACUUGAGUGCAGAGCGCAGGCUGGUCCGCUGGGAAAACCCGUCGUUCGGGAAGUCCCCUUGGACAUUUAUUUGAAGCCUGCUGCGGUAAAGAUCGUCCUCGACACGGAAGUGAUCUACGCGGGGCGUCCUGUGGGUGCGAGGUGUGAAACUUGGGGUAGUUCACCGGCAGCUAGGAUCAUUUGGACGCUGGAUGGGAAUACUAUACGAGAUCCUUCGAUCGCGUCGACUCAGAGGAGUAACUCGACGGUGAGCAAAUUGGCGCUGGUUGUCGGCCGUGAAGAUGACACCAAGGAGCUUUCGUGCCGCGCUGAAAAUCCAAGAUUCCCCGGUGGCGUACUCGAAGCGAAGAAGGUCCUCAGAGUAUCGUACGCGCCUGUCGUUUCGGCCCAGAUCGCCAAAGGCUACGACCCCGAAACUUUGAGAGAAGGUGACGACCUUAAGCUCGUAUGUGAGGUGGACAGCAAUCCACCACCGGAAACCAUCGUAUGGUAUCACGACGAAGCCCUGAUAGAACAUAACGUUACCGGAGGCACACUGGUAGCUUCGAAAACUCUGACGCUGAGGUCUCUCACGUUGGCUCAUUCCGGGGAAUACGUUUGCGUGGCAACUAAUGCAGUCGGUGAAGCCAGAAGUCAACCCGUUCUCAUACAUAUGAAAUAUGCCCCGCGUUGCAGAGAAGGCUACGAGUCCCAGGAAGUCAGUGCCUUGCGUGACGAACCCCUCGCCUUGCUCUGCGAGGUCGAAGCUGUUCCCGGCGACGCUGUCCGUUUUUCCUGGACGUACAACGGAACUCUCGGCGACGUUUUGCCGCUGCCGUCGACGAGGGCACGAAACGAGGGAUUGACGAGCACUUUGGAAUACGUCGUCGCCGGGGAAAGCGAUUUUGGGACACUCGCGUGUUGGGCGUCGAACAGCGUCGGCAGGCAGAAGACGCCGUGCGUUUUUCACGUCAUACCUGCAAAAAAACCGCAACCACCCUUGGACUGUUCCCUGCGAAACGAAUCCUCGGCGUUAGAAGUGAAUUGUAUCCCUGGAUCAGACGGUGGUUUGCCGCAAUAUUUCCUGUUGGAAGUACGAGGAGUUUCGGGAUUGUCGUCGGGUCUUCAUACCCCCCAAAACGACCAGGGAGUUGCGGGAGAAGCGCCGCCAAUAUUCGAGGCGAGAAAUCCUCGGCCAAUUUUCCAGUUGGAUAGGCUAGAGCCUGGUUUCGAGUACACCAUGUUUGUUUACGCUGUUAACAAUAAGGGAAGAAGCGAUCCGGUGCUCCUCGAAAACGUUCGGGUCGCAGCUGGGGCUGUGGAUAAAACGAAAAAAUACGGGAUUUCCAUCGAGGGAUUAACGAAUGUUAUCGCUCCCAACGCGCAGUCGUACAGCGUGGUUCUGGUCUCAGCGCUGGUCGCCGGCGUGGCGCUGAUAUUGAUCGGUAUCGGCAUAAUGAUCGGGCUAGCGAUAUGCAGAAGAAGAAAUUCCACACCCUUAACUUCAGGCCCAGACGAUUUUACCACUCCAACUUACGUCCCUGCUCAAAGGAUCGAACCAAGGGCAAAAUACUCCUCAGACAGGCGGAGGUCGCAAAGGACGAGUCUUUUUUUCGAAGAAAGCAGGCACGAACCUGACUUGCUGCAACGAGUCGAGUUGGAUCUUCAUGACUAAGUGAUCGAUUCGUCAUUACCAAAUUUUGUACAGUCUUUAGAGAAACAAAAAAGUACCUAAACUAUCUGAUUAUACAGAAGAAGUAUUUCAUAGACUAUAGAACUAAGUGAAAGAUAUUUUUUAUUUCAACGAUACGCGCACAGCCGAAGCUCAGAAAAUUUGAAAAAAAAUUAUUAAUAAUUUCGCUGAACAUUCGUUGCUUGCAAUCUGCAAGUUUUAAUAAUUAUCGUAUACCGAUAAUUGUGAAACGUAAUGUGUAAUUGAAACAGCGACUCGAUCUAUACUUCCGGAUAAAAAAGAGAAAAUCAAAACCAGUUUUUAUUUGAUCGCUCUUGGUGUGAAUUGCGACCAAUAAAAUAAACUCGGCGGGGAAGUGUUUGUAACUUAAUUGGAGAAGAAGAAAUAGAUUACGGAAAUAAUAAAGUUUCAUCGAUUAGGAUUUGUACAUAUAAUACAUAUAUAUAGGCACUGUAGAAACAUAAAACUUUAUUAGAUUAAUUAAGUCUCAAUUAAUAUAUAUGAGAAUUAGGUGAGGAUAUUUCCGGUAAUUGUGCGCGUCUGUCGUAAAUAACGCGUAAUUGUGGUCUGAUAAAUGUAGAUCAAAAUUGAUUGGGCGAAUAACUGAUAAUUGAGGAAAAUUUAAUCAACGGUAGGAUUAAUUUUUUGAAAAAUCAAAACAGCAGAUUCGCAGUAACAUUUAUUAUUAAUAUUAUCACAUAGAUUUAACGCACAAGUUUGUACAUAAUUCCAACGCUGUAGAAUAUUAUAUAUAUAUAUAUACAUACUACACAUUAAUAUUUCCGCAACAAUUAAUUAGAACGCCAUUACGUUUAAUGUUUAUCGAUAAUUGAGUAGAUAUAGUCGGUUUAUAAUUCAAUUCACAGGGUUAAUCGGAAGGCAGAGUAAAGAAAUUAAUCACCUAGAGUCGAACUCUGUGUUCACCGAUCAAUUUUUACCCAAUAAGUAUCACCGUACAUCUGGCAGAAUUAAUGCACAAAGUCGAAAACAACCAUCGGUGAGCUAAAAACCGAAAAAUAUCUUGUAUUACUAGCAUGUAAUUAGAAGACGAAUAAAUUUUAAAUUUAUAUUACUAUAA
Molecule: messenger RNA, 5169 nt
Organism: Athalia rosae (coleseed sawfly)
Lineage: Eukaryota; Metazoa; Arthropoda; Insecta; Hymenoptera; Athaliidae
Gene: side
Product: hemicentin-1
Exons: 12
Coding region: 1665-4073 (802 amino acids)
Molecular function (GO): protein binding
Source: RefSeq, a predicted model, not a curated record